AGAAGCCACUAUGAAUCCUCAGGAGGCCAUUGACAAACUGCGUGAAGGCCAAGAAAUGCUUACCAAGAAUCAGGAAUAUCUCAGAGGGAAAAUCAAGCAAGAAAUAAUGAUUGCUAAAAACAAUGGCAUCAAAAACAAAAGAGUUGCACUUCAGGCUCUGAAGAGGAAGAAGCGUUUUGAGCAGCAACUGAUUCAAAUUGAUGGGACAUUGUCCUCCAUUAGGGUUCUGCAGGAGGAACUAGAAAAUGCCAAUAUAACUACAGAGGUCCUGAAAAACAUGGGCAUGGCUGCCGAAGCUUUUAAAAGAGUUCAUGGGGAGAUAGACAUGGAUAAUAUCGACUCUCUCAUGGACAACAUUACAGGACAGCUGCAAAUAGCUCAGGAAAUCAGCGAAGCUAUUUCACAGCCUUUUGGUGAUGAGUUUGAUGAGGAUGAGUUAUUGGCUGAAAUGGAAGGGAUGGUGCCCAGCCCAAGACCUAGUCAUCGUAAACCGGCAAUGAAAAAGACAAGCCCUACACGUACAGGAGUGACCAACAACCAAGUCACAGGGAUCCAUCGUAAGCUUGUCCCUAGAAGAACAGAACAGGACAUCCAUCUAUCGGCAAUGGAAAAGACAAGCCGUACACCCACAGGAGUGAACAACAACCAAGUCAUAGGGAUCCAUCGUAAGCUUGUCCCUAGAAGAACAGAACAGGACAUCUAUCUACGAAAGAUAAACUUAUUUCUGAUUGUUGUUGCUCUUUUGGCUGUUCCCAUCAAGAAGUUGCCACAGCGGAUCAUCCAAUCUGCAUACAACUUGACACAGGUCUUAUGCCAGGAGCUCUUAAUGACACAACCUUCCAGUGGCUGGGUUUUCAGCUUUGGCCAGGCACCAAAUAAAGACUUCCUCCUAGACCUUCUGUUGAACAAAUGUUCUGUCUACGCCAUCAAAAUGUGGCCGUGA
Molecule: messenger RNA, 943 nt
Organism: Clarias gariepinus (North African catfish)
Lineage: Eukaryota; Metazoa; Chordata; Actinopteri; Siluriformes; Clariidae
Product: charged multivesicular body protein 4b-like
Exons: 7
Coding region: 11-943 (310 amino acids)
Biological process (GO): vesicle budding from membrane; late endosome to vacuole transport via multivesicular body sorting pathway
Cellular component (GO): ESCRT III complex; cytoplasmic side of plasma membrane; multivesicular body
Source: RefSeq, a predicted model, not a curated record